ACCGAGUGACCCAGCACUGUAAAUGUACCCUUGGCCACUCACUCCGCCCUAUUAAAGCGCACGCGAUUCCUCCACUCAGCGUUUUCCCGAUUUGACCGCCGAGAUCGACAUUCCGCACUCGCAUUCCCGCAUUCCCGUGCGUCUGCGCGUCUGCAAGCCCGCACGUGCCCCCCGAACCCUCGACCCUCGACCCUUCUUUGCGCGUCGGCUGCUUCCAGCGUCGCGGGACGCAUAGUUCGUCAACCGGAUUGCUGCCUCCGGCAUGGCCCAUCUCCCCCGGUUUCACCGGCGCAAGAAGGAUGUCGCCGCGCCAACCCUGAUCACCAGCGAUCUGCCCCCAAAGACGACGCCGCCGUCGUCAGGCGAUCCGCAGGCCGCCCCGCCGAUGCGCUCGUUCCAGAAGCUCAGUCCGUUCCGAGUCUUCCACCGCUCGUCGAGCAAGCGCGCCCGCGAUUCACCGCCGGCCUCGCUUCCGCACUCGCCCGCCGCGGGGCCCGUGGUUGGCGGCGACGGCGCCGAUGGUCGGCCGGUGUCCCCCUUAUCGCUGAAGACGGGCCAGGCUGGCGAUGAGUCGCAACACGUGUCGGGACGCCGCAAGAUGCCGGCUUUCUUAGAGCAAAGUCCGCACGAAAUCAGUCACAAGUUCUCCGAACUGGUGUGGCGCGAGCGCAACCGCCUCAUGCUGUCGGUGACCAACCCGUCGCCCGACUUCCGCUGGGCGCGCGUGACGGGCCCGCAUCUCAAGGUCCUCGACCGCUACAUGAACGUGCAGCCGUGGCACAACAACCGGAUCAAGCUGCAGGUUCCCGAGGGCCACGUCGACUACAUCAAUGCCUCACCAAUCAUGUUGACGCCGUCGCCCGUCGGCGGCGUCCCGCAAGAGCCGGACCGAUACAUCGUCAUGCAGGGGCCGAAGCAGGUGUCGACGGACCACGUCUGGCGGAUGGUGGUGGAGCAGCUCGAGAGCCCCGCUGUGAUCAUCAUGCUGACCGAGACGCACGAAGGGAUGCUCGAGAAGUGCUACCCCUAUUUCCCCCGCAGCAAGGACGAUCCGCCGCUUGAGGUCAACCAGCGCGAUGAGUUUGGCGACGGCUUCCGGGCCACGGUGCGGUGCGAGGGCAUGGAGGAGACGCCGGCCGGCGACGCGAUCGAGCUGCGGAAGCUGGUCAUCCGCGUGCACCCGCGCCCGAAGCCGGGGACAAAGAUCGAGCCGGCCAGCGAACCGGCCGACACCCCCGAGCCGACCGGCGCCGCCGAGCAAGACGCCGACUCGGACGAGCCGGAGGAGCGCACGAUCUGGCACUUCCUGUACAAGAAGUGGCCCGACUUCGGCGUGCCCUCGCUCGCCGACCUCGACAGCUUCUUCGCGCUGAUGCGCCUGUCGCGCGCCAAGAACGCGUCCCCGCGCAACCCGCGCGUCGUGCACUGCAGCGCCGGCGUCGGCCGCAGCGGCACCUUCGUCGCGCUGGAGCAUCUGGUGCGCGAGCUCGAGGCCGGCCGGUUCGAGCGCCUGGACGAGGGGGAGGAUGAGGAAAAGCGGGCUGCGGGGGAGGAGGAUCCGGAGAAUCGGGAGGUGGAGGAGGAGGGGGGUGGCGGUGCAGCAGCAGGAGGAGGAGGAGGAGGAGGAGAGGGCGCGGACGGGGAUGCCGGAUCGCCCUCCGGCGCUGCCACGCCUGUCUCGGUCGCGACGUCGUUCAUGUCGGUUUCGACUUGUGCUUCGGCUUCUGCUUCCGCUGCGGGCGCGGGGUCUGGCAAUGGCAAUGGCAAUGGCAAUGGCAACGGCAACGGAAGUGGCAAUCCGCUGCCUCCAAAAGCGCACGCGGCCUCCUCGAGCCAGACCCUGCUGCGCCAGCGCCCGGGCGGCGCGUAUCCGGACCCGGUGUUCGACACGGUCGACCAGCUGCGCGAGCAGCGCCGCUCCAUGGUCCAGGCCGAGGCGCAGUACCAGUUCAUCUACCAGGUCUUGAGGAAGCUGUGGCUGGAUCGGUACGGCACCGAGGGCGCCAGCGGCGGAGGCGGCGAUGAUGGUGGUGAUGGGGGUGGUGAUGGGCACGAGGGCGAGCCGGCGGCUAAGCGCCUCGAGGUGGAAACCCCUGUUGAGUGACCCGCGUCAACACGCCGGCGCCAUCAAUCGCGCUGAUGACGGUGAGAACGGGUUAUAAUCUCUGCCUUGUGCCUUUCGAGUCGAUUUUCGUUUGACCGUUAUUUUCCCUUUUUGUUUCUUUUUUCUCUCUCGCCAUGUGGCUGGCGCAUCAGGGUAUAGAGAGGGUAACUGGGAGCGUGGCAUAUUCAUUAUCAGAGGCUAUAGCGGAACUGGAUAUGGCUUCAAGCGGUCGCGGGGCGGUCCUUGGGGUGCAUAGAUGGGCAUAGAUGAAUUUUUCUCUCUCUUAAUCCUAGUUCUGGUCGCGGCCGAGUUCGGCCGGUGUUUUU
Thermothielavioides terrestris NRRL 8126 is the source of this 2430-nucleotide messenger RNA. RefSeq lists its product as uncharacterized. The record is from RefSeq and is a predicted model, not a curated record. Bases 263 to 2104 code for a protein of 613 amino acids. Gene Ontology annotation, biological process: protein dephosphorylation. The transcript is spliced from 4 exons. Lineage: Eukaryota; Fungi; Ascomycota; Sordariomycetes; Sordariales; Chaetomiaceae. Gene Ontology annotation, molecular function: protein tyrosine phosphatase activity.